Aureobasidium pullulans EXF-150 is the source of this 729-nucleotide messenger RNA. RefSeq lists its product as uncharacterized. Bases 91 to 660 code for a protein of 189 amino acids. The transcript has a single exon. The record is from RefSeq and is a predicted model, not a curated record. NCBI's taxonomy places the organism in Eukaryota, Fungi, Ascomycota, Dothideomycetes, Dothideales, Saccotheciaceae.
UUCUGCGUUUGGUAGCUCUGGCAACUGGGUGCGCGUGGAUAGAGGUUUGUCAGACAGGAGUAAGAGAUCUCACAGACAAACGUGACUUGAAUGUUCUGGAACCAAGCCAGCAAAGGAAGAUCAAUAGUUGAUCGUUCUGCAGUUUCAUCCGGUCACUGCGAAGUCGACUGUUCCUUCCCAUUCUCACUGAGCGAAAUGGCUUACGCCUCGCAUCGUCAUCGAAGCUCGCUCGGCGACAGCCAGGUAGGAAAGAGCAGUUGCCUCCCGCCUUCCUCGAACGAAGCGUUAGGGGCUAUUCACUUACUCGACCGUCUUCUCAAAGCUCUUCCUUCAUCAACCAGAUAUCAACCAAAUAUCAACUCACUUUGCAUCUUUCACGAUAGCUUAUUACUGCUUCAAGCUUGUCACCAUUCUACAGAAGAUACUGGGCUCUUCAAAGCUCGUCUUGUGGUCUCUGGAUCUAUUCCCUCUCAGCUCCUGGCCCACUCGCUCUAUAAAGUCCGCGCGCGACUUCACGGUUUUCUCGAUCGAGCAACUCACCUGAAUCAGCGCCAGCAUGGGGUACCAGUGCUCUCAGUGCUCACAUGUGAGCCCAAGCAAGUACAACAUGACAUCCCAUAUUCUCUACAAGCAUACCGAUACAAAGCCGUUCGCCUGUGAAACUUGCAAGUCAACCUUCGUCAGAUGGUAGGGUUUCCCACAUGACUACAAGUUGGAUCCAGGCUAAAA